CUACAUUCACUAUGACAUGCUGGAGAGGACUCAGUACAGGGCAGAAAAUAGCUGUUACUGUUGGUGUGUCAGCUGGAACUGCUAUUAUAUAUAUCUGCUAUAUCAAAUACUGGAAGUUCUGGAAGAGGAGAGACUCAAAGACUUCACCACUUAUUGAUACAGAUGUUGAGCUUCACAUUACAGUUCCACAAGAAGCUGUGAAGUUGCUUGUUGGACGAGGAGGAACUAUCAGGAAGCGGCUAAAAAAACAGAGUGAAGCCCACAUUGAAGUGACUGAAAUACCAAAUGGAAAGGGUGAACAUGAGCUUACUAUCAAAGGAACCCCUAGUCAGGUCAGCCAAGCCAAGGAAGCAGUGUAUGGUAUUAUGAAUGAGAAUGCAGUUCUACGGGUGGAGAUACUCAUUCCUAAUAGAUGUGUGUGCCGUAUUAUAGGGCAAGGUGGAGAUCGUAUUCGUUCUAUUAGCAAGAACUCUGGGGCAAAAAUCCAAUGUGAAAAGAGAACUAGUGAAACAGAAAUGGCCCAGACGAGGCGAGUUACGAUAAUUGGGACCAAAGAGCAAAUUGACGCAGCCAAGGGGCUGAUACAGAAGUUGUCAGAGGAAGAAGAACACGUCAAACAGAGAGCAGCAGAAUCCUCUGCAUUCCGCUGCCGAAGGAAAGAGAUUAUAGCCGUGAAGAAAAGAGAGGGGGAGCAGGCGAAUACUGUAAGUGAAGAGACUUUUGAGAAUUGCAAUCUUUCGGAGGCUGGAGAUGGCACAAUAUCAAGAACCAGAACAUCAAGCAAGGGCGGCAUUACUGACACAACCUAUGAAGUCUCCAAGUUUGAGGUUCCAAGCCCUGAUUUUACCUUCCGUGCAGACGAAUAUGUCGACAUCUACGUUUCAGCUACAGAAAACCCAGAGCACUUUUGGAUCCAGAUUUUGGGCACCAGAUCCUCCCAGCUUGAUAAACUGACCACUGAGAUGUCAGAAUACUACCAGAAUCAGCAACAGGCAAUGCCAGAAAUUCGUGUUGGGGACAUUGUGGCUGCACCAUUCCACACAGACACUUUCUGGUACAGGGCAGAGGUGCAAGGAUUCGUGGAGAAUGGGAACGUGGAUCUUUAUUAUGUGGAUUAUGGGGAUAACUGGGAUACAGCUCGGAAAAACCUCUUUCCGCUACGGAGUGAUUUCCUGAGCCUUCCUUUUCAAGCCAUUGAAUGUAGUCUUUUUGGAAUAUCUCCUGCCGGUGCUGAAUGGUCCCAGCAAGCUCUAAAUGAGUUUGAUGAUCUGACACAUUGCGCAAAGUGGAAGCCAUUGCUUGCUAAGAUCUCUAGCUUCCCCUCUCCUGGUGUCUGUUGCUAUUUCCAAGUCCAGCUGUUUGACCCAUCCACAGAUCCUAUUGUAAACAUUGGGAAUAAGCUAAUAAGCAAAGGUUUUGCUGUGGAACGUAAACAGAUACCGGUGCGAGCGGAUGACGACGAUGAUAAACUGGUGGCACAGCUGGUGGAGGAAGUCACCAGCCUCUCCUUGGAGUUUGGUAAAGGCACCUUUGCAAGCAGGCAAGAACAACAUCAACUUUCAACUGACGGUUCAUUUGACUUAUUGAGGUCAGAUGUGGAGCAUGUGGCUGCAUCCAGUUUGGAACCCCCAUGCAGACUGAUGUCCACACCUCUAAAUUACCCUGCAUCCGCAGUGGAGGAGGAGAGCUUGGAGGAAGUAAUUGCCAAAAUCAAGAUCAGCAAUGAUGAGAGAUCCGUAGCCAGCUCAGAAACUACACCUCCUGCCCUUUCAAGUAACUCGUCUACUUUAUCAAGUGAUUCUUCAACCAGUUCCUCAUCCAACUCCAGCAACUCUUCCAACAGCUCCAUAGGACAGAGCUUACUCUCCUCUCCAAUGGAUGACAGCAGUAUCUACUCCCCACGUGGCUGUUUUUAUUACCUCACAUCUGAAGAGACUUCCACCAGUACAGGAUUCAAUAGCUCCUCUUGUGAUAUCAUUACUAUUAGCUCAGAAAGUGAGGAUGAACAGACCCAGACUGAAAAGGCUCGCUCUGGUGAGAUGACAGUGGAGUUCAGUGAUGCCCUUUUGAGUUCAGGAAGUGACGACGAUGUAAUCUUGGUAGAGGACUAG
This is a messenger RNA of Bombina bombina (fire-bellied toad), 2111 nucleotides long. It is a transcript of the gene TDRKH, whose product is annotated as tudor and KH domain containing. The transcript has 13 exons. Bases 12 to 2111 code for a protein of 699 amino acids. Gene Ontology annotation, molecular function: RNA binding. Gene Ontology annotation, biological process: spermatogenesis. The record is from RefSeq and is a predicted model, not a curated record. NCBI's taxonomy places the organism in Eukaryota, Metazoa, Chordata, Amphibia, Anura, Bombinatoridae.